CAACACUGCACUGAUUAUUGGGGGAUUUCCAAGAGAAAAGCGUCAGUUCCGCAAUGACCUGCAGGCGUCAGUAAUGAGACGCGUCACUAAAAGAUCCGAACAGCACAGAAGAAACGAGUCGCUCUGAUGGAGAAUGUAGAUCACAUAAUAAAAUGCUGAAAUUCAUCGAUUUGUUGCUGAAGGUUUGGGAUUUCUAAAGCGGUUUCUCAUCUGCAGGCGUCUGUUAAGCUGAAUCAGCGCGAGGCGCGUCGAAGCCUGUGAAAAUGUCUGUUGUUUUUGUUCCCAAACGGCAGCGCGGAAAAGCGCAAAUCAACCAGGAGACAAUUCAAAGACUGCUGAAUGAGAACGAUCAGCUGGUGAGAUGCAUCACUGAGUAUCUGCAGAAGGGCCGAGCCACCGAGUGUGUCCAAUACCAGCAGAUUUUACACCGGAACAUUGUGUAUUUGGGAACCAUAGCUGAUGCCGGCACAGAGAUCCUGCCGGAGGAGACGCAGAAUCCAACUGCUGCAAACGACUCAGUCAGUUAGAUUUUCUGUUUACAGGAAUAUUGCAAACGCAUAAUAAAUAAUCCCUAUGAAAAUAAAAUCACAUUGGCCGAAAGAUGCUCCUGAUGUCCCUGCUGGGGAACACCGUUUUUAUGUACAUACUUUCAUAAUGUUUAUAUUUGAAUAAUUUGUAUAAUAAAUAUAUGAAACGGUCAA
Megalobrama amblycephala (Wuchang bream) is the source of this 701-nucleotide messenger RNA. RefSeq names its product ss18, like 2 (gene ss18l2). NCBI's taxonomy places the organism in Eukaryota, Metazoa, Chordata, Actinopteri, Cypriniformes, Xenocyprididae. The record is from RefSeq and is a predicted model, not a curated record. The coding region runs from base 264 to 527 and encodes 87 amino acids. The transcript is spliced from 4 exons. Gene Ontology annotation, biological process: positive regulation of transcription by RNA polymerase II. Gene Ontology annotation, cellular component: nucleus. Gene Ontology annotation, molecular function: transcription coactivator activity.